This is a messenger RNA of Dentiscutata erythropus, 1503 nucleotides long. The record is from the annotation of a GenBank genome assembly. Lineage: Eukaryota; Fungi; Glomeromycota; Glomeromycetes; Diversisporales; Gigasporaceae.
AUGGUUGCUACUCGAAAGCAGGAUUAUGGAGUAGGGCCAAAACAUGAUGAACACAAAGGAAAUGAAGCUGGCGGUUUUUCGGAUUCUGAGUUACCAUCUACACAAAGAAUAAAUAAAAGUGUUACUCCGCUUACUUCGAGACGGCGACGUGUCAAUAAAAAAUCUCAAGAGAAGAAACCAGUUACGAAUAAUAUUCGUAGACCUAAAACUCCUCCUGUUCGAAUACCGGACGAUCAGCCAACAGUUAUUAUUCCAGAAAAUGAAAGAUCAUUAGAAGGUCGAUCGAUCGAAAAUUUUAAUCCACAAACAGCAGAGAGACCACCAAUAAUUGAAGAUAUUCCUAUAAAUAACACACAGCAAACUCGUCAAGAGUUUUUUGUCACCAUGAUUUAUGCUAUAUGGUUAAAAUUUAUUAGUAUGAUCGCAAGCGUAUCAGUUGAAAUUCGUAAAUUCGUGGUUGGUCGUAAAACUUUAAUAUUAGUCAUAACCCUUAUAUUAUUUUUCAUUUUAUUAAAAUCAACGAAUGAUAUUGAUGAAGUCAGUAUUAUAAGUGAUAAUGAAACAAGACAAUAUGAUGAUAUUUAUGAUUUACUAUUGUUUAAAAUUGGUUCUAUGCUGGGUUCUAACUACGGUCCGAAGACAAUUCCAUCCAUGUUAGACGUACAUAUGAAUCUAGAACAAUCUUUACAAAAAGUAGAUGAGAUGUUACGAAAAACUGUACCACCAAUCGUUGAACGUGUUCUCCGUGAAAAAUAUGGUUCAAUUAUUCUUCCUGACAAAGAACAACUUAAUGAAUGGGUAAUGUCUGCUGCUCAUAGUUUAGUUCAAGAAUAUAUUAGAACUGAUAUUCGUAAUAUGCCCGAUUUUGCUCUUUCUUCAGGUGGUGCUCGUAUAAUUCAUAGUUUAACUUCUAGACCUUAUUCUGAAAUGCCAAAUACAAAAUUUCACAAAAUGUUCUCCUUAUUACUUUAUAAUGGUUAUAUUCAUGGACAUAAACCUCAUGUUGCUAUUGAUGGAAACAAUCAAAUUGGUAAUUGUUUUGCCUUUUCUGGAAUGCGGGGCCAACUUGCAAUCCAAUUAAGUAGAACAAUAUAUAUCACCUCCGUCUCAUAUCAACAUUUAGAUCGAAAUUUAGCUUUGGAUGAUACAAACAUUUUAAGCGCUCCGGCUAGAUUUGCCGUACUAGGAAUUCCAGAUGAAAAAUAUUUAUCAAAUUCAACUUCAAAAGCCCUAGAAGUAUCACAAGGUUACGUACAACUUGGUGAAUACAUUUAUGAUCUGGAAGGCCCACCUGUACAGAUAUUUCAGGUUGACCAUAAAAAUGGGAGUGAAAGAAUACCCAUAAAGAGUAUAAUAUUUAAAAUUAAUAGUAAUUGGGGACAUGAUAGGUACACUUGUUUGUAUCAAUUUAAAGUUCAUGGAAGAAAUGUUAAGAAUGUGCUGAGGCAACAUCAAAAACUUCCAUAUUCAAAAACAUUUGAAAGUACACCUGUUAGUACGUAG